Messenger RNA from Rattus rattus (black rat), 1755 nucleotides. RefSeq names its product RELT like 2 (gene Rell2). Bases 414 to 1322 code for a protein of 302 amino acids. Lineage: Eukaryota; Metazoa; Chordata; Mammalia; Rodentia; Muridae. The transcript has 8 exons. Gene Ontology annotation, biological process: positive regulation of cell-substrate adhesion; positive regulation of p38MAPK cascade. The record is from RefSeq and is a predicted model, not a curated record.
ACCUGCGCUCCGCCCCUUGGUCCCAGGCCCGCAACGCGAGUAGGCAUUUGGGAACCCAGGACGGUUUCGGAGGUGCCCCCCAUCCCCGCCCCAUCCCCUCCAUUUCCCUGGCCGGAGUGGUCCGGAGCCUGUCGCGGUUCCCAACUGGCCCACAUCAUUCCCUCCCCCCGUCUGCCGCGGCACCGGUAUCCGCAGCCACCAGCCCGGAGCCGGUGAGGCGGCAAAGGGGGGAGGGGGAAGAAGCAAGGGAUGAGCUCCGGGAGGGCGUCGGGGGCCCUGAGCCGGACGAGGACGCCCCUGGAGCCGGGACCCGAGCCGGAGCCGGAGCCGGAGACAGAACCAAACCACCGGUACCGGCUGCAGCCCACUAAACCCAGGAGGCGCCCUGGCCCGCGCUCGCCCCCCAGGGCCUCAUGUCGGAACCACAGCCUGGCCUGGAGCCGCCCCAACAUGGGCUGUACAUGCUCUUCCUGCUUGUGCUGGUCUUCUUCCUCAUGGGCCUUGUAGGCUUCAUGAUCUGCCACGUGCUCAAGAAGAAAGGCUACCGCUGUCGCACAUCUAGGGGCUCAGAGCCUGAUGAUGCCCAGCUCCAGCCCCCUGAAGACGAUGACGUGAAUGAGGACACAGUAGAGCGGAUUGUUCGCUGCAUCAUCCAAAAUGAAGCCAAUGCUGAGGCCUUGAAGGAGAUGCUAGGGGACAGUGAAGGAGAAGGGACGGUACAGCUCUCCAGUGUGGAUGCCACCUCCAGCCUGCAGGAUGGAGCCCCUUCUCAUCAUCACACAGUACACCUUGGCUCUGCAGCUCCUUGCAUCCACUGCAGCCGCAGCAAGAGGCCCCCACUUGUCCGCCAGGGUCGCUCUAAGGAAGGAAAAGGCCGCCCAAGACCUGGAGAGACCACUGUAUUCUCAGUGGGCAGAUUCCGAGUGACACACAUUGAGAAGCGCUAUGGUCUUCAUGAACACCGUGAUGGUUCCCCUACAGACAGAAGCUGGGGCUCUGGUGGAGGGCAGGAACCAGGGGUUAGUCAGGUGGCUGGAGGGCAGCCUAGGACAGGGACAGCUGCCAUUGAGAGGCUGCUCCCUGAGCCACCACCCUCCCAGGCCGCAGCCACCCACCCAGUGCAGAAUGGGAGACUCAAGGAUGCCAGCCUAGUCCCUUGUACACUUGAGGGGACCCCUGGUACCUCUGCAGAACUGAACGUGGGCACUAGAGGGACAGGCCCAAGCCCAGGGCUGCCUAGUCAAGAAGCAAAUGGACAGCCAACCAAACUGGACACCUCAGGUCAGCAGGACUCUCUACCACCAGAAGCAGGGGGUAUGUGAGGCGAGUCUCCCUGAGCUCGAGAUCAGCCUCAGUCUUCACUGUGCUGAUGGAUUACCAGCAGGCAUUGCCAGGGGACAGCCAGCCAGGAAGGCUCUCCCCUCCGCUGGCCAGCUCUGCCCCUCAUUCGAGGGACCAGCUCUACUUCCAUCUGGAGAUGGUCCUGGCUGAGGGACCUCAGGAGGAGCCCCUCGCACUGCCUGGCCCCUCAUCUUUUCCCUUUCCCCACCUGCCAACAGGUUGCCUGGCCUGCCUUCCCCAAAACCUCGCUCCACAUGCUAGAGCGUGGCAGCUGGGACCAGGCCCUACCCUCGGUGGGCCCCUAAAGCAAUAGCACCUAGGCUCCCUGCCGUCUUGGCACAAGAGGCCCAAGCCCUGUCUUGGACUUCAUACCCUUUAUUCACUGUCAAUAAAUCCGCUCAGACCAUUACAGUU